AUGCCGUCCAGCACGCCGUCCAACACGCCGUCCAACACGGCAAAGCUGUCCACCUUGGGCAUGCUCGAUCUGCUUCCCGGUCUUGUCUCGGUUGUUGCAGCCGGCCUGCUCGCCGUGUUUACCGGUCUGUUCCGGGGCCAAAAAGACGCGCCCAGCCUGCAUCUUCACAUUGCGUACGCCGUUUUGCGCAAGGCCACGGCCAGACUCACGCCUCUUCAACUGCAAUUCAUCUCGCCCUUGACCGACGUCGUGUACGAGCAGUAUGCUCGCUCCGCCAACAUCAAGCCCGAGACUGUAGCCCUGGGAGCCGGCGCCCGCGGCCACUGGGUUGGGAAUAAAGACGCGGCAAACGUCCUGAUUUGGUACCACGGCGGCGGCUUCUGUCUGCCCGCAAACCUGGGAUACUUCAAGUUCCUGCAGAGCCUGGUGACGUCGUCGCAAAAGUCGGGCCAGGACCUGGCCGUCUUCGUGCUGACGUACUCGCUGGCCCCGGGCGCGACGUACCCUACGCAGCUCACGCAGGGCGUCGAGGCGCUGCGCUACAUCCUCGACGAGACGGGGCGGAAGCCGUCGCAGGUGCUCGUCGGCGGUGAUUCUGCAGGCGGGAACCUGCUCAUGGGCGUGCUGUCUCACCUCGCCCACGGGCACCCGGCCAUCCGCAGGCUCGAGAUGGACGAGCCGCUCGCGGGCGCGGUUGGCAUUGCGCCCUGGACCCUGAUCGGCGAGUCCCACGCCGACCGGGAGAUUUACCACGGCGGCGACCUGAUCACGCCCGCCGUCGACAAGCCCUGGUCCGGAACGUUCCUGGGCGGCGCCGACAAGGACUACUUUACGAGCGCGUCGGCUGCGCCCCAGAGCUGGCUCGCGGCUUUCCCCGUCAGGCGGGUGCUGAUACUGGCCGGCGGCAAUGAAGUCUUGCUGCCUGCGAUUGAGGACCUGGCAGAGAAGCUCAAGGCCGCCCUGCCCAACGUGGAACUGUUUAUAGGACACCGCGAAGCCCAUGUUGCUCCCGUGUACAACAUUUAUGUCGGGGACAAUACAGAAACACUGCAGGGCAAAAAGAUCAAGGCGUGGUUGAGGGAAAUAUUAUAG
Messenger RNA from Metarhizium acridum CQMa 102, 1092 nucleotides. RefSeq lists its product as uncharacterized. The record is from RefSeq and is a predicted model, not a curated record. Lineage: Eukaryota; Fungi; Ascomycota; Sordariomycetes; Hypocreales; Clavicipitaceae. Gene Ontology annotation, molecular function: lipase activity.